AUGUCUCCUAGAUCAAAGCAGCCAUCAAGAAAAGGCAGAGAGAGCCCCGGGCAAUACGAAACCUACGACGAGCGGCACGGCGUCUCUCCCGCAGGAACAACAGAAAGCUACUACGCCUCGUCGUCAACUACUGCUGCGGCCGGUCCCAGCCCGGCAACGGAUUAUGAGGAGACCCUUAACACCACAACUACAACAACAACAGCGAUGACCAAGUCCAAGUCAAUACGGAGUGACGGGGAGAUCACAUUGCAAGGUCCGCUAAAGAUCGCUGGAUCCGUGGGGGCCGGUGGAAAUGUCACGUUUAAUGGUGAUUUCGACGUGAGGGACAAGGUUGAGGCGUACGGGGCCGUCGAGGUUAAUGGGAACCUGGUGUGCGAAGAUAAAGUCAAAGGCUUCGGCAAGUUGAGAGUCACCGGGACGUGUGAGGCCAAGGAUCUGGAGAUUUAUGGUAACACGACGAUUAACGGGUUUCUGAAGAUGACUCUGUACGGGUCGCUGACGAUCGUGGGACCGAACUCGGGAUACCACGCCGAAGAAGAGGAGAAGAUUUGGGGUGCGAUCAUCAGCCGUGAGGAAGACGUCGGCUGGUGA
Messenger RNA from Colletotrichum spaethianum, 591 nucleotides. RefSeq lists its product as uncharacterized. The coding region runs from base 1 to 591 and encodes 196 amino acids. Lineage: Eukaryota; Fungi; Ascomycota; Sordariomycetes; Glomerellales; Glomerellaceae. The record is from RefSeq and is a predicted model, not a curated record. The transcript has 3 exons.